AUGGAGCAGGAGAGGCAGUGGUGGACGAGCCAGCUCGCUGCAGACAUCCACCAGUCUCUACGAAUAAAGGUGAACGUCUCAUUCUGAUUCUCUGAUGUCUCUUGCAGCCUAAUCGUUUUUAUCCACAACAAACAAGGUGCUUAGUUGAAUUACACAAAUACCAUCAGUAAAUGACGUGUGUGUAUUUUAUUUGACAGUAGUGAGUUCAUCUAUUCCUGUUCUACUUACUGUCUUUGAUGCUGAGGUGUGAAAUGUCCCCCCUGAGGUUUGGGCUUAAACAAUAACGCUUGAGGUGGUUUCCCUGUCUGGUUAGCAGAACCUCUGCCACAGCCAGGGUAACAAUUGGCUGCGUUUAGACAGGCAGCCCAGAUCUUUUCACAUCAGAUAUUUUUCAGAUCUGAAAAAAAUAUCAGAUUUGUGGUGGCUGUCUAAACGCAGCCAUCUUAUGUAUUUCAAUAAGACAUAUAGAUGCACUUAUCUGACCCAUUAUAUUUUGUAGUUCAGGAUUUCCACCAUCCAUCAGGGAUUGACAAUUAAUGUUUGCGAACAAUAAUAAACCCAAAGAAGGCUUCAAAUAGAGAUGUAUUGAUCGGUCAUCUUAAAUUGUAAUUAGUCAAAUUGGCCGCGCUAUUGUGUGCAAAUGCUGGGCAAAUGAGCUGAUGCAGCCAGCUGAGCCGAGAGAAGAUCUGUGAAGUGGGUUAAUGGGUGGAGGAGGUUCGUUCAGGGCAGACUGUAAUGGUCUGUGUUGACUGGAUUAGAGAGCACGGAGGACCUGACGACUCUACUCAGCCUGUUGGCUCUGUCUGGCUGUAUAUGUUUGUCUCCUGUUUAUGGCCCGGCUGUAUAUCAUGCCCACUUCCUGUAGGAGCUGCUAAGUGGAAGCUUUUUGGCUGUAUGUGGAGCGUUUGAUUUUAGGAUAUUGCGCUCUUGCCAAAGACUCAGUUGUUAGAUCCAGGGGUGCAACUUUCACUGGGGACGGGGGCAUAUUUGCCUCCCUCACACCCAGUUUUAUCAUUGGAAUGUGAUACAAAAUGAGGCAACGGUGUGCUUUAGGACCAUGCUUACUCCUCCGAGCGUCAGGUAGGCUGUUUGGAGUGUUUAUCCGCCUGGAUUAAAAAAUAAUAAUGUCCCCCCCCACUUCUAAAACCAAAGUUGCGGCCCUGGUUAGAUCUGAAGUCCCUCUUGUCCUGCCUGUUACCCAGUAGCUAGAUAAUGGGGCUGAAGUGCAACGAAAGAUAAUGGGGCUGAAGUGAUGCGCGACUUUAUGCUGACAUUACUUGGUCAUCGUGAAGGAAUGCAAUCUCCAGAACUUUGAAGUUUACACUUGCACCACCCUUGUCCUAGUUUGAAACCAUUUACAAGCUGGCAACUACUGGAGAGAUCUGAUUUCAUCAGCAGCUAUUCAGAUAUAGAAUUUGACAGGCAAAACCUAUUUGCUUCAUGGAAUAAAUAUUUCAGCAAAUGGAUGCAUUAGAGCUAAACCAGGUACUUUUCACAAGGAUGGUUUUUGACGAGGGCUUUGAUGCAUCUCCAGGGUGACUGUAUGAUAAAGGGCUCAAACCAUUAUUUCCCACAGACCGUUGCUAUGGAGGCCUCUCUGCUCACCAAAGGCUGUUGAAUGUAUUAAUAGCGCUUCUCUGUAUAAAGACAGACUAACAGUUUUCUUCUGCCAGGUUGUAUGCUUAGUUUAUUGCCACUCUGCUUAUUGCAUUUUCACAAUAAUGCAGUUCACAAGGUUGAAGUAAAACAAUUGAAAGUGGAACAAUAAUAUUAGCGAUUUUGAAUUACCAAUUCAUUAAUAUAUUCCAUUUCACAAUUUGACAAGAAUUUCCUGUAAGUGUGAUGUUAUCAAACCCUUCAGAAUCUUUCAGACAUGUCACCUACUGCCCUAGAGAAAUUCCUCCCGGAGAAAAUUAAAUACUGAGAAUCCUGCACAGGAGAAUGUUGACCGAAUUUGAACUGCGUGUUGCGGAAUAGGAUUGUGACAAUAUCGUAAUAUUUGACAUUGACGAUAUAUAUUGUGAAGUGCAAGACUAUAUAUGAGGCAGCCCCCCGCACCUCUCUGAUUCAGAGGGGUUGGUUUAAAUGCGGAAGACACAUUUCAGUUGAAUGCAUUCAGUUGUACAACUGACUAGGUAUGCCCCUUUACCUUAUACUGUGAUGUGCAAGACUAUGCUCUAUUAUUGUUAUUUUAUUGUUGCUCUUUUUUAUUUUAUAUUUUAUUUAGUAAAUAUUUUUCUUAACUGCAUUGUUGGUUAAGGGCUUGUAAGUAAGCAUUGUAUUCGGCGCAUGUGACAAAUAACAUUUUAUUUUAUUUGAACUUUUACGAAUAAAAACGGUGCAGUUUUAUCAGUUAGGAUAUGUUGAAAAAUAAGUCUAAAUGUAUUAACUAAGCCUUAUUUCUUCGGCAUACAAAUCAAAUUUUAUUUGCCACAUGAGCCGAAUACAACAGGUGUAGACCUUAGAGUGAAAUGCUUACUUACAAGCCCUUAACCAACAAUGCAGUUUUAAGAAAAAAAUAGAUAAGUUAAAAAUAGCAAAUAAUUAAAGAGCAGUAGUAAAAUAACAGUAGGGAGGCUAUAUACAGGGGGUACCGGUACCGAGUCAAUGUCCGGGUGCACCGGUUAAUCGAGGUAAUUGAGGUAAUAUGUACAUGUGGGUAGAGUUAAAGUGACUAUGCAUAGAUAAUAAACAGAGUAGCAGGAGCGUAACAGAGGGGGUGGGGUGGGGCGGACAAUGCAAAUAGUCUGGGUAGCCAUGAUUAGCUGUUCAGGAGUCUUAUGGCUUGGGGGUAGAAGCUGUUAAGAAGCCUUUUGGACCAUUGUAUUGGUCGCGUAAACAUAUAUUAUCGAAGGUGCAGCGAAAUGCUUAUGUUUCUAGCUCCAACAGUGCAGUAAUACCUAACAAUUCAAAACAAUAUGCACAAAUCCCAAAAAAUCGAAAUUAAGAAAUAUCAGAACUAAUAUUACAUACUAAGAUUAUUUAAUGAGAAUGUGACUAUAAUAUCGUAAAUAAGAUGACAAAAAUUGCCCAGUCUAGAAUUAUCUAGUCAUUAAUGGUGCAAAACGAUUAUAUUGGAUAUCUCGAUAUUUGGAGUAGUAUAUCAUAGAAGAGGUCUCCGCAAAUAUCGCCCAACCCUAGAAGACAGGAGAAUGUUGACCCAAUUGGAACGGCGUGUUGCAGAAUACCAAGACCAUGCCUUCAGCUGAUCAAGAAGCAGCUGUAGAGUUCCCUAAAUUAAAGCCGUGCUCCACAAAAGGCUGUGUUCAGAGGGUCAGGCCCAAGCCCCUCACCCACAGGGAGCCAGAUGGCCUGGCUGGCUGGGCUUGCACAACCAUGGGAGACUCACAGUAGACUCCUUGAAUAUGAGCUAUGUAUACAGUACCAGUCAAAAGUUUGGACACACCUACUCAUUCAAGGGUUAUUCUUUAUUUGUACUAUUUUCUACAUUGUAGAAUAAUAGUGAAGACAUCAAAACUAUGAAAUAAGACAUAUGGAAUCAUGUAGUAACCAAAAAAGUGUUAAACAAGUCAAAAUAUAUUUUAUAUUUGAGAUUCUUCAAAACUAUGAAAUAACACAUAUGUCUAAUGUCCAUUGCAUUCUCUCAACCAGCUUCACCUGGAAUGUUUUUUCCAACAGUCUUGAAGGAGUUCCCACAUAUGCUGAGCACUUGUUGGCUGCUUUUCUUUCACUCUGCGGUCCGACUCAUCCCAAAUCAUCUCAAUUUGGUUGAGGUCAGGGGAUUGUGGAGGCCAGGUCAUCUGAUGCAGCACUCCAUCACUCUCCUUGGUAAAAUAGCCCUUACACAGCCUGGAGGUGUGUUGGGUCAUUGUCCUGUUGAAAAACAAAUGAUAGUCCCACUAAGCCCAAACCAGAUGGGAUGGCAUAUCGCUGCAGAAUGCUGUGGUAGCCAUGCUGGUUAAGUGUGCCUUGAAUUCUAAAUAAAUCACAGACAGUGUCACCAGCAAAGCACCCCCACACCAUAACACCACCUCCUCCACGCUUUACGGUGGGAAAUACACAUGUGGAGAUCAUCUGUUCACCCACACCGCGUCUCACAAAGACACGGCAUUGGAACCAAAAAUCUCAAAUUUGGACUGCAGACCAAAGGACAAAUAUCCACCGGUCUAAUGUCCAUUGCUCGUGUUUCUUGGCCCAAGCAGGUCUCUUAUAAUAAUAAUAAUAAUAAUAAUAUGCCAUUUAGCAGCCGCUUUUAUCCAAAGCAACUUACAGUCAUGCGUGCAUAAUUUUUUUUGUGUAUGGGUGGUCCCGGGGAUCGAACCCACUACCUUGGCGUUACAAGCGCCGUGCUCUACCAGCUGAGCUACAGAGGACCACUCUUCUUCUUAUUGGUGUCCUUUAGUAAGGCCUGAGUCACACAGUCCCCUCUGAACAGUUGAUGUUGAGAUGUGUCUGUGACUUGAGCUCUGUGAAGCAUUUAUUUGGGCUGCAAUUUAUGAGGCUGGUAACUCUAAUGAACUUAUCCUCUGCAGCAGAGGUCACUCUGGAUCUUCCAUUCCUGUGGCGGUCCUCAUGAGAGCCAGUUUCAUCAUAGCGCUUGAUGGUUUUAGCGACUGCACUUGACGAAACCUUCAAAGUUCUUGACAUUUUCCGUAUUGACUGACCUUCAUGUCUUAAAGUAAUGAUGGGCUGUCAUUUCUCUUUGCUUAUUUGAGCUGUUCUUGCCAUAAUAUGGAUAUGGUAUUUUACCAAAUAGGGCUAUCUUCUGUAUACCCCCCCCCACCUUGUCACAACACAACUGAUUGGCUCAAACGCAUUAAGAAGGAAAGAAAUUGCACAAAUUAACUUUUAAGAAGGCACACCUGUUAAUUGAAAUGCAUUCCAGGUGACUACCUCAUGAAGCUGGUUGAGAGAAUGCCAAGAGUGUGCAAAGCUGUCAUCAAGGCAAAGGGUGACUAUUUGAAUAAUCUCAAAUACAAAAUAUAUUUUGAUUUGUUUAACACUUUUUGGUUAAUACAUGAUUCCAUAUGUGUUAUUUCAUAGUUUUAAUGUCUUCACUAUUAUUCUACAAUGUAGAAAAUAGUAAAAAUAAAGAAAAACCCUUGAAUGAGUAGGUGUUCUAAAACCUUUGACUGGUACUGUAGAUGGAAGAUAUAUGAAAGAGUUGCAUUUGGAUCCUCUGUGUCUUCCUUUGCCUAGCAACAGUGACCUUGCCAGACACAGCAUUAAAUAGAGAUAUUUAUGUCUGUGUUUCCAGGUCUGAAAUAGGAGCGGUUGUUCACAUGGAUGUCUGUGGGAUGCAUAUUUAUAAAUGAUCCAUAACAUAUUUAAUAAAGGGUAGUGGGUUAUUUUAAUAUUUCAUUUCCCUCCAACAUUAACGCUAACAAUUUACGUGAAGAAGAGGCUUUUAUAGCUGGCGACGGGUCUGGAGGGCAUUGGAAAAAAACAAAUCUCUUAGUUCCAAAAAAUAUCAAACUAACUCAUAAUAUAUUUAAUAAUCUUUUAGGCCCAUGGUCCAGAAUGGGCUGCAAUUUCUUGGCAUUUCUUCACAUUUUAAAGUGGAGCCUUGGCACAUGCUCUUCCAUCGGCCAGGUCACCCGUGAUGCAAGUCAGUAUUCGACGUCCAUCCAUGUCUGAGGACAUCGGGAGAUGACGUGGAAACCGGCCACUAGGGGCAACAGUGAGUGCUGUUACCUUCAAGUAGGUUUCAGUUUUGCUAGGGCUUUGUGGAAGGGGAUGACGGAAGGCGUAAGCAUCUUCCUUUGAAUCCAGCGAUAGAAAGUUGUUUUUUGAUAUUUUUGUUUUAAGCCUAUCCCAAACCUUAACCAUUCAGAGUUAAUGCCUAACCUUACGAAUAUGGAGUUGAUGCUUAAACAUAACCCUAACCUUAACAAUACGGAGUUAAUGCCUAAACUUAACCUUAAACACUUAGAAAUUUGACGUUUGAGAAACAUGGAUGAACGUCUAAUGCUGACGUGAGACUGUGAGAGCUAGAAGCUGACAAGCCUCCUGACACAGUGCUGUUUGUUUUCUGUAUACUCAAUUCAACUGUGCAGUCUGUAAUGUUUUUAGUCCCUUUCAUUUGUCUUGUUUCCUCUGCUUAGGAGCUGAAGUUGCCCACCUACAAGGCCCACUCCCCUCAGAUCGGGAUGCGACGGUAUUUUUCGGACCUGCUGGCUGUCCUCAGUAACCGCUACCAGCUUUGCCCGGCGGCUCGCCAUCUGGCCGUCUACCUCCUGGACCUGUUUAUGGACAACUACGAUGUGGCAGUCCGCCAGCUCUACGUCAUUGCCCUCUCCUGUCUCCUCCUAGCCAGUAAGCAAACAGCAACUAACAGUAGAGCCGGUAAAGAUGGAGCAGUAGAAAGACUACCCCUAGAACACGUAGUGACGAGUACUUCAGUUAUAAUAUCCUUCCUUUACAAGGGCAGAUUUUGGUUGUUUGCCCCGGCUAUUGUACAGAAAGCUGCAUUUAAAUGUUUUCCACUACACAUGCUUUAUGUUUUUGAAUCAUAAUUGUCUGUAGCUGUGUGGUUAGUCUGAGGCAUUGUGUUUAAUGUGAGCUGUGUGGUUAGUCUGAGGAAUUGUGUUUAAUGUGAGCUGUGUGGUUAGUCUGAGGCAUUGUGUUUAGUGUGAGCUGUGUGUAUGAGGCCCUCCCACUCCGGCCCCCUAGACCUCUGUCAGUCAGCAAGGGAACUUAUCACGUGUAAAAACCAGAAGGCCUGCGUUACCCACAACCCUGGCCUGCAUAGUAAUUAAAGUUGUUCAAGAGAAGAAUCACAAUGGUGACUUCUAGAGAAUAGACUGAGAAUCAGGAUGUAGGCGUUAUGACUAACAGGGAACAGUUGCCUUGGACAGUGUUGCAGGGACAGUGACAACAUUCGUGUUUUAGAUUGAGAUGUCUCAUUGUUUAGGGCUGUUUCUGAUUUCUGUUGUGGAACAAUGAUUAUCCCUGCACCUCCCUGAGAGAGGAAGGGCUGUGGGGAUGAUGUUGCAAACGGAAAAGCGUUCGAAAGAUCCCUCUUGUAAAAAUAUAAAUAAAGAAUAUAGGUACUGUUUGGCCUUUCAGUGAAUGUUGCAUAUCUUUCAAGGAAAUUAGAAAUUGUGGAUAGAAUUGGUUGUAUUAUGUUAGGAAUUGUACAUCUAUAAGCACUCUCUUGAGCACACUCAGUAUUUUCUCACUCCACCCACGACAUCUGUUCUACCACUUGCCAUAACACUGUUUCCACUCCAGGUAAGUUUGAGGAGAAGGAGGACCGUGUGCCGAAGCUGGAGCAGCUCAACUCUCUGGGCUUCAUGUGCAGUCUGAACCUGUCCCUGGGCAAGAAGGACCUGGUCAAGAUGGAGCUCCUCCUCUUAGAGACGUUUGGCUGGAACCUGUGCAUGCCCACGCCGGCCCACUUCAUAGACUACUACCUCCAUGCUGCUGUACAGGACGGAGACCUGCACAACGGCUGGCCUCUCUCCUCCCUCAACAAGACCAAAGCCUUCAUGGACAAAUACACACACUACUUCCUAGAAGUCUCACUGCAAGGUGAGGAUGAGAUUAGGAGUGGAAGUCUAUAGUGAGUGACAGAGUGACAGCAGUGUGUGGUCUUAAUGGGCAAGACAGAUUUUCUCUUUAGUGGGGCCAUUCGUUGUUGAGUAUAUGUGACUGAUACUGAUGGUCUGUGUGUGUCUCUGUCUCUGUCUGUGUCUCUGUGUCCCAGACCAUGCCUUCCUGGGCUUCCGGCCGUCCCAGGUGGCAGCAGCCUGCAUCGCGGCGUCCCGCAUCUGUCUCCAGAUCACCCCCAGCUGGACCACCGUCCUCCACCUGCUCACCGGAUACUCCUGGGACCACCUCACCCAGUGCAUGAAGCUGAUGCUGCUGUAAGACUGUACUGCUGCUUUACAUAACGUGCUGUACACACACAUUCAUCUGACCACGAACCAUGCCGACUGCCAUCUGCCUAAACGUCCUUUAUCGUCUGCCAUUUCUAAAGUGAGCAGUUUUCCUGUUUGUUGUGUUCUUCCCAUGUAUGCACUUUUCCUUCAUUUUUCUCAUGUUGUGGUGGGUUAAUGUUCUUCAGCUUUUUCAUACUGUCAAUACCAUUGACCCUUAGUAUAUUGAUGUUUAUGUCCAUCAGCUAAAGGUCGUCAAGUAAUGAUUUGCACUGUUUUCCUCUCUCUAGUGCCCAUGACAACGAUGUGAAACAGGCCAACAAAUCCAAGUCCAACUCUCCGUCUGGCCAGAGCCCUCUCCAACCCCAGGCCCAUCCCUCACCCUCCACAGUCUCCUGCUCCACCCUGAUACAACCCUCUUCUGGAUCCCAGCAGCUGCUCUUCCAGACAGGCGUCUACCAGCAGCACCUCACCCAGCACUCCACUUCCGUUUCCCAUCUGCACAUGCUAGGCGAGUCCCAGGCUCUGGGCCCUGUUGGGUCUCGGGACUACCUCCAGUCCCACCACACAGGGCUCCUUUCAGGCUCGGUUUCUCAGGGAGCCUUCCCCUCCUUCCCCAGCCUGACCUCAGGACUGGGCUCCUCCCUGCCCCUCCAGGGACCCAUCUCCAUGCAAGUGGCCCUUGCUGCAGAGCCCCGUCACUGUCUCGGCCUGUCCUACGGGGGAGGCUACCUGGGCUCCCAUCACACCUUCACAGCAGGCUGCUUCGACAGGUGACGCCAGGAGAGGGAGGACAAACUGAACCUGGGCCAGUCAGUGUCCGCCACCUGUCCUGACUCCCUGUCCUCCUCCACCUGUCCUGACUCCCUGUCCUUCUCCACCUGUCCUGACUCCCUGUCCUCCUCCACCUGUCCUGACUCCCUGUCCUCCUCCACCUGUCCUGACUCCCUGUCCUCCUCCACCUGUCCUGACUCCCUGUCCUCCUCCACCUGUCCUGACUCCCUGUCCUUCUCCACCUGUCCUGACUCCCUGUCCUUCUCCACCUGUCCUGACUCCCUGUCCUUCUCCACCUGUCCUGACUCCCUGUCCUUCUCCACCUGUCCUGACUCCCUGUCCUCCUCCACCUGUCCUGACUCCCUGUCCUUCUCCACCUGUCCUGACUCCCUGUCCUUCUCCACCUGUCCUGACUCCCUGUCCUUCUCCACCCGUCCUGACCUCAUCCACCAAGGUCGAAGGAAACCAAAAGGAAGAAGCAACGUCAACGCAGAUAUUGCUGAGGUAUUGACCUAA
This is a messenger RNA of Coregonus sp. 'balchen', 9131 nucleotides long. NCBI's taxonomy places the organism in Eukaryota, Metazoa, Chordata, Actinopteri, Salmoniformes, Salmonidae. The record is from the annotation of a GenBank genome assembly.